AUGCUGGCGCUCAUCUCCCGCCUGCUGGACUGGUUCCGCUCGCUCUUCUGGAAGGAGGAGAUGGAGCUGACGCUCGUGGGGCUGCAGUACUCGGGCAAGACCACCUUCGUCAAUGUCAUCGCGUCAGGGCAGUUCAGCGAGGACAUGAUCCCCACCGUGGGCUUCAACAUGAGGAAGGUGACCAAAGGCAACGUCACCAUAAAGAUCUGGGACAUAGGCGGGCAGCCGCGGUUCCGGAGCAUGUGGGAGCGGUACUGCCGAGGGGUCAAUGCCAUCGUUUACAUGAUAGAUGCUGCCGAUCGCGAGAAGAUAGAAGCCUCCCGCAACGAACUCCAUAACCUUCUAGAUAAGCCACAGCUGCAGGGAAUCCCCGUGCUCGUCCUUGGAAACAAGAGGGAUCUUCCUAACGCGCUGGACGAGAAACAGCUCAUUGAGAAGAUGAACCUGUCUGCUAUUCAGGAUAGAGAAAUUUGCUGCUACUCAAUUUCUUGCAAAGAAAAGGAUAAUAUAGAUAUCACACUUCAGUGGCUUAUUCAACAUUCAAAGUCCAGAAGAAGCUGA
Messenger RNA from Pipistrellus nathusii (Nathusius's pipistrelle), 561 nucleotides. The record is from the annotation of a GenBank genome assembly. NCBI's taxonomy places the organism in Eukaryota, Metazoa, Chordata, Mammalia, Chiroptera, Vespertilionidae.